AACACCUUUAUCUUCUCUACAACCUCGAAAACAGCUCCCUCUCCGGCAUGAUGGAGAAGAUCACGGAUAAGAUCAAUGCUCUGCCCGAUGGCGCAAAUUACUUCUCCCUCGAGUUCUUCCCGCCGAAGACGUCAAUGGGAUUUGCCAACCUCUCGAGUCGACUUGAACGCAUGUCGCAAGCCCUUCGACCUCUAUUCGUAACCGUAACUUGGGGAGCAGGUGGCUCGACUGCUACCAAAUCACUCGAACUCGCAGAGAUAUGCCAGCGACAAUUGGGACUUACAACAUGUCUACACCUUACCUGCACGAACAUGAACCGCUCCUUGAUCGAUGACGCGCUCGAACAGGCGAAAGUUCUUGGUAUCCGCAACAUCCUUGCCCUGCGCGGUGAUGCGCCUAGGUCCGAAGAAUAUCGAGACGAUGCGCAGCUGCCCGAAGAGGACUCGAAUAGGGAUUUCACUUGGGCGAUAGAUCUCGUCAAAUAUAUCAGAGCCAAAUACGGCGACUACUUCUGCAUAGGUGUGGCAGCAUAUCCAGAAGGACAUUCCGACGAGUCGUAUCCUGAGCACCAGGAUCCCGCACGCGAUCUACCAUAUCUAGUUGAGAAGGUACAGGCCGGAGCAGACUUUGUUAUGACGCAGCUUUUCUUCGAAGUGAAGGCAUACGACAAGUUUGAGAAGUCAUUACGAACACACGAGAGCGGUGCUUUCAAGACAAUACCAAUUAUACCGGGUUUAAUGCCCAUCCAGAGCUACUCCAUAUUGAGGAGAACCACCAAGCUCAGUCAUGCAAAAUUACCUGGCAAGAUGUUGGAAAGGCUUGAUGCUGUACAGACCGAUGACGAGUUGGUCAAGAAGGUUGGCGUGGAUAUCUUGAGUGAAAUGGUGGAUCAUAUCAAAAAGCAGACAAGUGCAUCGCGGCGAGGCUUCCAUUUCUAUACGCUAAACCUGGAGAAAGCAGUUUCUCACGUUUUGGAGAACUGUCACCUUAUUCCUCCCACGCUACAAGAGGAAGAUGAGGAGGCUGUCGUUGACAUUACCGGUCCAGGUAUCUUUGUACAACCACCAGAAGGUGCACAAAACAGCCAACGGCGUCGCGUCUCAUCUGUCAACUCCUCCCCACACAACAGGAUCAUUGUAUCCCGACCAUCGAAAUCUAGUAACCCAAGCUAUGAAGCUUGGGAUGACGAGGCUGGCAUACCGAAAGGGCCCAUCAACACUCGUGCAAACACGCUUGCCAUCUCUGAAGGAGAAGGAUCUUUGGGAAGAGAGGCUACGUGGGACGAUUUCCCGAACGGCCGCUGGGGCGAUGCACGAAGCCCUGCUUUUGGUGAAAUUGACGGCUAUGGUCCAACCUUGCACGUUUCUACCCCACAAGCCUUGAAACUUUGGGGUCAUCCCGUUGCGAAAGAUGAUAUCUCUACUCUUUUCCGAAAACACAUCCAGGGCGAAAUUGAUGCCUUGCCUUGGAGUGAACAAGGUCUCGCUCCUGAGACAAGUACUAUCAGCAAAGAGCUCCUAUCGCUCAACGCCAAAGGCUGGUGGACUGUAGCGUCGCAGCCAGCAGUCAAUGGAGUGAAAUCCACCGACCCGGUUUACGGAUGGGGGCCCAAGAAUGGAUUCGUCUUCCAAAAGCCCUUUGUCGAGUUCUUCAUCCCGGCGUCAGACUGGAAGAAGCUCCAACCCCGCCUUGACGCCCACGAACAGGUCACAUACUUUGCCGGUAAUGCCAAAGGUGACUUCGAGGCAAGUUCAGACGACGGCGUGAAUCCAGUGACCUGGGGUACCUUCGCAGGCAAGGAAAUUGUCACACCGACCAUCAUCGAGGAAGUCAGCUUCAAGAGCUGGAUUGAGGAGGCAUAUUCAAUCUGGAAAGAAUGGCAGCGUGUCUACCCACCGCGCAGUGCGUCGAGUAAAUUCUUGGGUGAAUGCUGGGAGGACUGUUGGCUGGUGAACGUGAUAUGGGGCGAUUACGUGCAGGGCCAUGGGCUUUGGGACUUCUUGAAGGCGGAGCUGUGAGCGGAUAAAUCUACUCGUAUUGAGGGGGUCGGUGGCCCGUGCACUAUGUACCAGUACAUUCCAGAAGGGUUCUAUUUAAUGGAAUAGCUAACAGCGAUGACUCAAAAACCUGUGCGUAUAUCAUAAAACUUGUUAACGUCUUGCAGUAUUUGGAAUGUUCGAUUGACACUGAGCUUCUCCG
Molecule: messenger RNA, 2199 nt
Organism: Aaosphaeria arxii CBS 175.79
Lineage: Eukaryota; Fungi; Ascomycota; Dothideomycetes; Pleosporales
Product: methylenetetrahydrofolate reductase-like protein
Exons: 2
Coding region: 51-2018 (655 amino acids)
Biological process (GO): tetrahydrofolate interconversion
Cellular component (GO): cytosol
Molecular function (GO): FAD binding; methylenetetrahydrofolate reductase [NAD(P)H] activity
Source: RefSeq, a predicted model, not a curated record